Molecule: messenger RNA, 1278 nt
Organism: Rubroshorea leprosula
Lineage: Eukaryota; Viridiplantae; Streptophyta; Magnoliopsida; Malvales; Dipterocarpaceae
Source: the annotation of a GenBank genome assembly
CCGCCAAAAAAGAAAAAAAACAGAGUCCAAAUUCCAGCAAAUUGGAAGCCGAUUGAAUGUCGAUUUGAAUUGAAUGAAAAAAUCGAUUGAAUUUGGGAAUUGAAAUCGGAAAUUUCGAGUCGAUUGAGCAAUCGGAAGGAUGGGGAGGUUAUUUAUUCAGACACUGAGCGGAUCAAAGAUCUUCAAGUGCAAGUGUUGCAAGGUGGACUCCGCCUCCCACGACGACCUCAUCUCCAAGGAUUUUCAGGGCCGUUUCGGCCGAGCUUUUCUCUUCCGCAAUGCGGUAAAUAUCACUACGGGCCCUCAGGAAGAGAAAUCGCUCCGGAGUGGAUUGCACAUUAUCAGUGACAUUUACUGUAGCUCUUGCCAGCAGAUUCUGGGUUGGAGAUAUGAGAAGGCUUAUGAAGAGAGCCAGAAGUAUAAGGAAGGAAUGUUCAUCCUGGAGAAGGAACGGCUGUUGAAGGAGGGUUAGUGAGUUUGUGAUGAUGCUUUGUUCCUCAAGUAUAUUAAAGAUGAAGAUUAGCAAUAAAGACUAGAAAGAAAGCAAGGGAAAGAUAUUUUUUUUAGCUGUAUGGUAGUAUUCUGUGCUGACAUUCAACACUCUCAUUUAAUGGAAUAGCAAUGUGAAGACUGUCAUCCCUGUUUGCUUUUGUGCACCAACACCACAUCUUCAAAGAGAAAGGAUCUCUUUGCCUUUUUUCUUCAUGAAAAAUGUGCCAAUUGUAGUGGUUCUCUUUGCUUAAAUUGCGCUCUUUCUUUGUGGAAUGUGACUUCUAUGUUUUUGCUCUAUCGUGAUGGAAGGUAUUUCAAUCAGGAUAUGGAAAUCAUUGGACGUGAUAAUUAUUGGAGGUAAUGAAAAGGAAGGAGGGGUUUUGGUUUUUUUGACUGUAAAAAAUGUCUAAUCUAUCUGAGUGUCUUAUAGCUUGCACCUUUAUAUUGAAGGUUUUGGGUUAGAGUCUGUGGAGGAUUCAGGAAAUAAAAGGGUUAUUUAUCACUUGUCAUUAGAAGAAGCCAAAAAAGAAGUUCUCAAUAUCUCCUAAUUGAUAAGGAAUUCAUGGUCCAUCCCUGCCCCCUAGAGAUAAAGGACCACGUUUUUCUUAUGCCAAUCCUCUUUGGGAGUGGGAAGGAAGUUUGUGUCUGCUCUUCAUACAAUGCCAAUCUAGUAAUGGGAGUUGGUUAGGAUAAGAGAUGAAGAUGACCACAAAUUUGAGAAGGUAAAGAUGAAUUGCACUUGGAAAUGAAUUCAAUGAGAUAGCAAAAGAAAGUUCACUAAUCUUU